AUGCUUAUUAAAUGCAAGAGGUGCAUUCUCCCCAGGUCCCGCGAUUCUCGCCGCGACUACUUCAACAAACAUGCUAGGCCAGUCAGUGAAAGGGGCCUGUCAAGGCUGAUCACAAAUCAAUGUACAGGUGUGAAAGUGAGCAAUUGUCUGGUGAGGUACUGUCUGGUGACCAAUUGUCUGGUGAAGUACUGUCUGGUGACCAAUUGUCUGGUGAGGUACUGUCUGGUGACCAAUUGUCUGGUGAGGUACUGUCUGGUGACCAAUUGUCUGGUGAAGUACUGUCUGGUGACCAAUUGUCUGGUGAGGUACUGUCUGGUGACCAACUGUCUGGUGAGGUACUGUCCGGUGACAAAUUGUCUGGUGAAGUACUGUCUGGUGAGCAAUUGUCUGGUGAGGUACUGUCUGGUGACCAAUUGUCUGGUGAGGUACUGUCUGGUGACCAAUUGUCUGGUGAAGUACUGUCUGGUGAGCAAUUGUCUGGUGAGGUACUGUCUGGUGACCGAUUGUCUGGUGAGGUACUGUCUGGUGACCGAUUGUCUGGUGAAGUACUGUCUGGUGACCAAUUGUCUGGUGAAGUACUGUCCGGUGAAGUACUGUCUGGUGACCAAUUGUCUGGUGAAGUACUGUCUGGUGAGCAAUUGUCUGGUGAGGUACUGUCUGGUGAGCAAUUGUCUGGUGAGGUACUGUCUGGUGACCAAUUGUCUGGUGAGGUACUGUCUGGUGACCAAUUGUCUGGUGAGGUACUGUCUGGUGACCAAUUGUCUGGUGAGGUACUGUCUGGUGACCAAUUGUCUGGUGAGGUACUGUCUGGUGACCAAUUGUCUGGUGAGGUACUGUCUGGUGACCAAUUGUCUGGUGAGGUACUGUCUGGUGACCAAUUGUCUGGUGAGGUACUGUCUGGUGACCAAUUGUCUGGUGACCAAUUGUCUGGUGAGGUACUGUCUGGUGACCAAUUGUCUGGUGAGGUACUGUCUGGUGACCAAUUGUCUGGUGAGGUACUGUCCGGUGAGCAAUUGCCCUACAUUCUCAGGUAUCUUUAAAUGA
Messenger RNA from Gigantopelta aegis, 1044 nucleotides. Its product is annotated as keratin-associated protein 4-3-like. Bases 1 to 1044 code for a protein of 347 amino acids. The record is from RefSeq and is a predicted model, not a curated record. NCBI's taxonomy places the organism in Eukaryota, Metazoa, Mollusca, Gastropoda, Neomphalida, Peltospiridae. The transcript is spliced from 3 exons.